UAUAGUUUGACGAAAGAACUUUUACACCUCUAUUACCUGUCAUCUCCCAAAGCCACCAUGAUCCAAACUUCAUAUAGUCGCUGAUCGUUCCUCCCUGUGUUGGGGACAAUACGCAGAGAAACUUUCAGCUUUUAUACAAUAACGAAGGUCUGGCACGCGCUGGUUCUUAGUAUAAAACCGGUUGCCUUUGUGCAUUAAUCACUUAGAUUAGGUUAGGAUACCUAAUCAAAGAUUUUUCGUGGAUUCAAAGAUCACAAUGUUCAACACAUUUCUAGUGUUACCCGUUGUCAUUUUACGUUUGACAGCAGCUGUUUUGUGAUUUUUAAGCACAGCUCUUUGCUAUUGAUCUGUGGUGUGGUGGUGACCUUGAUUUGUAUUUUGUUAUCUACUAAAUAGAAGCUUUGUAAGGAAAAUUAAAAUUUUCAAAAUCUUAGAAAUGCGGUGCUGUGUGCCCUUCUGCAAAACCACUGCGGAGGUCGUCUCCGAAUCCGAGGAGAUUACAUUUCACGAGUUCCCCAGCGAAGUGCAUCUCCGAGCUGCUUGGCUCAGAGCCCUCGGCAAACAAGACACUCUCCUGCCAGAGCGUGCUGUGGUCUGCUCGCAGCAUUUUCUAAACGAUGACAUUUAUGAAACAGAAAGUGGCUCAAGGCGGAUUCGUACUGGUGCUGUCCCCUCACCAGUGCUGGUCUGCAUGAUAUGCCUGGACACUCGCAGCAAGCUGUUUCUGAUGAGUAAAUACAAGCUGGAAGAAGCAUAUGAACAUUUAGUGGGACAUCCUUUGUGUGGUCAAGGAAAGCUCAAACCAACGCUUUGUGUGCAAUGUGCCCAGAGACUGGUGAACUUUAGCACAUUCAGAGACAAGAGCUUGAGAGCGCUCUCCCUGAUGAUAGAACUACUUGACAGACAUGAAGUGAUAACAAUUCGACAUGUCAAAUUGAUAAGCCGUGUAAAGUACCAACUACAGUCUGACAUUGUCUCUGCAGUGUCAGAGCCUGACUACUGCGAUGUGUACAUAGCACACUCCGACGCGGACGGACGGACAGAACUAGACGCGACUGCGACUGCCGCAACUGAUGAAGCAGUUGCAGUGAAACGGGAAGUUGAAGACCGUGAAGAUGAUGAAGACGAGCCAGCCGCGGCCGAAACACAGGCUCCCACCGCGCACAUUAUUUGCAAGCGAGAGUCGUCGGACGACUGCGAUCAAGCUUUGGCCGCUCCUUCGGUUCUCGCGACCAAUCACGGAAACGAAGAACAUCCAACUGAUACAGACGACGAGUUGGGUAUAUUGUCUUUCGAAAAUAAUACAUACACUUUUGAAUAUUCAACAAAACCUCAGGACUCCGAACUAAAACCAAAGGAAACCUUUACAAAAAUAAGUGAUAAUAUCAAUAUUCGAACGACGAGGCGAAACAAACACAAUUCCCAGGAUAUAUCCGGUACACCGUUAGGAAACUAUACUGACCAGGUACGGUAUAUCUGUGACGUUUGCCAAAAGAUAUUUCAACGGAAAAGUUCCUUAGUUACCCACAUUAGGGCGCACACUUACGCUAACACUUUCUCAUGUAAGUUAAGAAAGCGCAAAUUCAGUCAAAAUAGUACGUCAUCGAGCCCCAAGCAGACUCACACUGGCGAAAAGCUUUUUGUUUGUAAGUUGUGCGAUUAUAAAUGUACAGUUAACAGUAAUUUAGUGAGUCACAUGAGGACACACACUGGCGAAAAGCCAUUCGCUUGUAAGUUCUGUAAAUACAAAUGCACAGAAAAUGGUAGUUUAGUGAAACACAUGAGGACUCACACUGGCGAAAAGCCUUUUGUUUGUAAGUUGUGCGAUUAUAAAUGUACAGUUAACAGUAGUUUAGUGAUGCACAUGAGGACUCACACUGGCGAAAAACCUUUUGUCUGUAAGUUGUGCGAUUAUAAAUGUGCAGUUAACAGUAGUUUAGUGAGGCACAUGAGGACUCACACUGGGUAAGCUCCUCGGCUCUUGCUUAUAAGCUAAGCAAGGACAGCUGUCGCGGAACUGCUAGUUCGCUCUGAGGCUUCCUGUACAUGAAGCCGGAGCCGCACCGUGAGUUAGUGUAAACAAA
Messenger RNA from Maniola jurtina (meadow brown), 2084 nucleotides. RefSeq names its product zinc finger protein 337-like. The record is from RefSeq and is a predicted model, not a curated record. The coding region runs from base 437 to 1969 and encodes 510 amino acids. Lineage: Eukaryota; Metazoa; Arthropoda; Insecta; Lepidoptera; Nymphalidae. The transcript has 8 exons.